GGCUUCUUGUUACCUCCCAUACGAAAAGCCAAUACGACAUAGCAUUGGAAAUUGAACUCUUCGACAAAGUAAAGACAUUCGGUUACAUAGCUGAGAAGACAUUAGAUGGUUUCCAUUUAAUUCUCCAUAAAAACACUGCUAUUCUCUGGCCACGAUUGACAAAAGCUAAGAAAAUGCCGGUCGAUUAUCACCUCAUUUAUGGUAAUCAAGGUAAUAGCUUAUCGCAUUUCCAGCACUUACAGCAACCCACGACUUUACCACAAGUGGGUUGUAAAAAGUGCGCUGAACGCGCUAGUAAAUUCCCCCUUCUGUCGCUUCCUUCCCAUAUACUCAUACGCGUAAUUAAACAUGUUGAUGAGAAGAAUAUACUUCCUUUGUCAAGAGCUAGUAGACUUCUCAAUAGUCUUUGCGAUCCGAUCAUUUGGCACAAUUUCACAAUCCCAAUCAUUAGAUAUGACCAAGAGGUAUAUAAGAAGACGCGCAGGAUUGUCGAAGUCGAUAGGCUGCUCAAGUUUCUAACAUCUGAGAAAGCUAGGAAGUAUAUAAGAACACUCAAUUGGUGUAGAGGACGACUACAAAUACCCUCUAAAGGCUUCCAUACAUUCGUGAAUGCCCAGAUAGACGCUUUGGUGGAUAUUUCGAAAGCUGUUUCAGAAUUACCAAAUCUAAUAUCAUUGAAAUUAGAUAUGCGUAUGGAGAUAUCACCAGGUUAUAGAGUAGGCUUGACAAAUACUGAUUACUUUAAGCUAAAUCGCAAGACGAUGGCUGAAGACACCCUCCAAUCAAUACCAACGUCGUCUUCAAUUGGAGAAUUAAGCAUAGAAUGCUCACAAUUCUUGACUUUUAGUAGCAUAUUUCAAGAUAUAUCCAAACUUUCAUCAGUCGAACAGUUAAACGUCAAAACAUUGGGAGAGAUGAUGCCAAAUCUUGACAAAUUGACAUUCACCUAUGUUGGUAGAACAAUCGAAGAUGAUGAGCUAUAUGACGACUAUUGGCAGGCCUUUAGUGAUCUUAAAUGCAAUGAGUUAGUCAUGUGUUAUUACCCGCAAAUUCCUGAUUCGAAAUCGUUCGAUUAUAAAGUAGAUGACGGAACAGAACGUGUUUAUUUGAAGGAUUUUGAAGGUGAGUUUAGGUUAUUCACUACGGUUGUCACAAAUUAUAGCUUGACUAUGUUUCCUAUGUGAAAUUACUAAUUCAAUACUUC
Molecule: messenger RNA, 1204 nt
Organism: Wallemia mellicola CBS 633.66
Lineage: Eukaryota; Fungi; Basidiomycota; Wallemiomycetes; Wallemiales; Wallemiaceae
Exons: 3
Coding region: 174-1184 (336 amino acids)
Molecular function (GO): protein binding
Source: RefSeq, a predicted model, not a curated record